ACCCCGCUUGGGACUAGAGAGUGGCGCCCUCUACGUUCGCGCACAAUGUUGCCAUUUAAUUAUACCAUUCAGGGUCUAAUAAAACGGAUUUUAGUGUAAAUGCCAUGCGGGUGACUUAUUUGGUGUUUGCCGCGCGAUGCUUGUUACAGCUUGUGUGAUUUAGUUAUUAGUUCCUGGAUAAGAUAAGUAAGGUAUGUAUUUUACUCGUUUAUAGAUUUUAUUAUUAUAGUUAUUAUUAUUAACGCAAUAAUGUGAAAACAAAUGUGAGGUUAUAUUAUGUUGCGAUUUUGAGUUUAGGGUCUAAAAUUCUGUAUUUUUUAUACAUUUUCGGGGUUCAAACCGGUGGAUAUCAAUCAGAUUUCGACUAAAACGCAAUUAAAACAGAUUCAUGUUUAAUUUAAAUUUAAACACUUUCUCUAAUUGGAAUGGACUAUUAAUAUGCUAUAAAAACGGUUAUUUUCCAUUCCCAUUUGUUUUUUUAAAGGUUUAGAGAUAUUUUCAAAUAGAAUUUCAUACUUAGCUACGUGUAUAGUAAGUAAGUAUAGUAAGUCUUUAUCCACCUAUAUUUUCGUGUAAAUAUUUUAUUUUUAGCUUCAUUAAAAUGGAGACGCGCUCUAGAAGAAUUUUAAACCUAUUAAAUAUACCUACUUAUGAAACCACAAAGGGCUUGGAAGAUGAUUUAAAAGAAAAAGGCAUACGGCUAAUGAACGAACAAAAUUUUUUUGAGGAAAAAACUUUGUCCACCCACAUGUCCACCCACAGUGACUUAUCAGAAGAUAAAACAAGCGGAAGUGAAUAUUUACCAUCAGAAGAUGAUUCUGUUAAAUCAUGUAAUCAAUCUAACAAAACAGAUUUUAAGAAUGUCACUAUACGCAUCAAGUCCAAAACUCGUAAAACUGUUAAGCGUAACAGAGUAAACAAAAAGAUAGUCCUCCAGAAAAAUAAUAAUACCGCAGACUUCGAUCAAAAUGCAAUACCAGAUUCCACAACAUCGCCAGGUGCAAAUGAUAUAGCUUUGUCCCCUCCAUCUAGUUUUGAUAAUUAUUCUAACGAGGUUGGUAGUCAGCAAACGUCUUCAACUUCUCAUGUAAGAAAACGAGCAUCUGCUAUUGGUGCUCAUGCACCUAGAAUUAUUGCAGCGACUAAGGAAAAUGGAAAACUGGUUCGCAAUAAAGCGUACGCUUGCUAUUUUUGUCAACGAAUAGUCCAAAACGCGGCCAGACAUUUUGAACUAUUACAUAACAAAGAAACCGAUGUUGCUAAAAUACUGGCGAAACCAAAACAUUCAAAAGAGAGAAAAGAUGGAUUUAGAAACCUUAUUAGAGUGGGCAAUUUUUACCACAAUACCGAAGUACUGGCUACGAACAGGGGCCAUUUAAUAUUAGUUCGACGUCCAACUGAAAAUGAAUUAAAAUUUUUGACCCCAGCAGACUAUGGACCUUGCCCGUAUUGUUUGGGGUUCAUGUUAAAAAAACACUUAUGGCAUCACGUAAAAAACAGUUGUACUGCUAAAUCUCAAAAGGACGAUCAGGAUAAUGGUCGACAUAUUAUUGCUGAGAGUCACGCCUUAUUGAACGACGCAUUCGGUAGAGAGUUCUCAACAGACUAUGUUACAAACAUAGUGUGCAAAUUACGAAAUGAUGACAUAGGAACAUAUUGCAAUGAAGAUGUAUUAAUUCAAAGGUUUGGUUCUAUGUUGUUUGAAAAAUAUGGGACUACACAAUGUGAACUAAUAAGGCAAUCUAUGAGACAACUUGCACGCUUAACUUUAAAGUUAGGUGAAAUUGACAAUUCAAAAAGGCAAUUGACCGAUUUUCUUGUACCUCAAAUGUUUGACCUAAUAAUUCAAGCAACAAAAUCUCUAUGUGUAACACAUCAAAAUGUCGCACUAAGACCUGAAUUUGAGUUACCGUCACUAGCAUUGAAAAUUGGUUAUGCAUUGAAAAAAUGUGCUGCAAUAAAACGUGGUAGUUGCUUACGAGGUGGAAACUUAUCUGGUAAUGAAACAUUGUUAUGCUUUUUAAGUCUAAUGGACUUGGAAUGGAAUACCAGAGUCUCAUCAAGUGCGCUUGCUACUAUGUAUAAUAGAAAAAUGAAUGCUGCUGAAUUGUUGCCAUUAACAAGUGAUUUGAUCAAACUUAGUAGUUAUUUAAAUGAGGAAAUGACCAAAGAACAAAUUUUUCUAUCAAAUUGUGCAACAAUUAAGACGUGGAGUCGACUGGCUUCCCUAACUCUUAGUAAAAUAAUUCUUUUUAAUAAAAGAAGAUCAGGGGAAUCCGCACGAAUGACAAUUGUUGCCUAUUCUUCAAGACCUAAUUGGUCCAGUCAGUCUACAGAGAAGCUAAAAAAAUCUCUUACCGACUUUGAGAGAAAAUUAGCCGACAAGCUUACAUUAGUAGAAAUUGUCGGUAAGCGGGGGAGAAAAGUACCUGUGCUUCUGACUGAGGAUGUAAAAUCUUCAGUGGAUAAACUUAUACACAUCAGAGGUGAUGUGAAUAUUUCAGUAAAAAAUCCUUUUAUUUUUGCACGAACGGGUGAAUCUUUUCUAAGCUUGAGAGGUCAUGACUGCCUUAGAAAAGCCUGCAUUGAUGCUGGUUUGGCAAGUCCAGAUAAUAUAACAAGCACCAAACUGCGCAAAUAUACAGCUACAGUAUGUCAAGUAUUCAAUUUAUCGGAGACUGAUUAUGAUUGGAUUGCACGACAUCUUGGACAUGAUAUCAGGGUGCACCGUGAAUUUUACAGGCUACAUGAAAGUGCAAUUGAGUUAACCAAAGUUAGCCGCAUAUUGUUAGCAGUUGAAAAAGGGCAAGUAAAUAAAUUCGCUGGAAAGUCAUUGGAUGAAAUUAAUUUAGACGAUAUUCCAACUGAAACGUUACAAAGCGAUGAAGAAGAUGAAGACGCAAUACCAACCCAGGCAAGCAUAGAAGAAAAUGAGGACCUGAAUCAAAGCGGUACGAUUAAGAAAGCAAAGAUCGUUUCAGAGUUUGUUAAAUCGCCUGUCGUCCAGGUUGCACAGAAAGAGGCAGUAGCUAAGUCAAAAAGCAGUGCCCGACGCCCUUGGUCUUCCGACGAAAAGCAGUUCGUUUUAAAAUUCUUCAUAAGUUCAAUCAAACGAGGCACUGUUCCUGGAAAAUCGGAUUGUACGAAAUGUAUAGAAGAAAGUAAUGGCAUAUUGGCUCUCAGGUCCUGGACUGACGUAAAAUUUUGUGUCAAAAAUCACUUGGAUAAAUUGAAAAAACAAAAGUCAAAGAUGUUCUAA
Molecule: messenger RNA, 3259 nt
Organism: Cylas formicarius (sweet potato weevil)
Lineage: Eukaryota; Metazoa; Arthropoda; Insecta; Coleoptera; Brentidae
Exons: 5
Coding region: 602-3259 (885 amino acids)
Source: RefSeq, a predicted model, not a curated record